AUGUCGUGCUUGUUGUCGUGCUUUUCAUCUUGCUGUGCAUCUCUCACCUGUGGCCUCUGCACUUCAGUGGCUUCUGGGAUCUCUAACAGAUCAGCAAGACUUGGUUAUUGUGGUCUAUUUGGUGUUUCUUUGAUUCUUUCUUGGAUUCUCAGAGAAGUUGGUGCUCCUCUCUUGGAGAAAAUCCCUUGGAUAAAGUCUUCCGGUACUCAUCCGAAGGAAUGGUAUCAAAUACAGGCAGUGCUUCGUGUGAGCUUGGGGAAUUUCUUGUUUUUUGCAAUAUUUGCUCUAAUAAUGAUUGGCGUGAAGGAUCAAAACGAUAGACGGGACUCAUGGCAUCAUGGUGGUUGGAUUGCAAAGAUGGUCAUUUGGCUUUUGCUUGUUGUCCUCACGUUUUUUCUUCCUGAUGCUGUCAUCUCAGUCUAUGGAAUUUUAUCAAAAUUUGGUGCAGGGAUAUUCUUAUUGGUUCAAGUGAUUAUAUUGCUAGACUUUACACACACGUGGAAUGAUGCAUGGGUUGAGAAAGAUGAACAGAAAUGGUAUAUUGCUUUACUUGCUAUAUCAGUUGGAUGCUACCUAGCAGCAUUUGCAUUUUCUGGCGUUCUCUUUAUGUGGUUCAAUCCAUCUGGCCAUGACUGUGGCCUCAAUGUUUUCUUCAUAGUCAUGACCAUGAUUCUCGCAUUUGCUUUUGCUGUGAUAGCAUUGCAUCCUGCGGUGAAUGGCAGCCUCUUGCCUGCAUCGGUGAUAUCAAUUUAUUGUGCAUAUGUUUGCUACACGGGUCUCUCUAGUGAACCCCGUGACUAUGCAUGCAAUGGUCUGCACAACGAAUCAAAAGCAGUCUCCAUAAGUACACUUGUCCUUGGGAUGCUGACGACAAUUCUCUCAGUUCUAUAUUCUGCUGUUCGUGCUGGAUCUUCAACAACAUUUCUGUCACCACCAUCCUCGCCCAAGGCAUCAGCUGGAAAGAAACCACUUCUAGAAGCAGAAGAGUUGGAAGAAGGGAAAGGAAAGAAGGAAGCAGAAGCCCAGCCUGUCAGUUAUUCUUAUACCUUCUUCCACCUGAUAUUUGCACUGGCUAGCAUGUAUUCAGCUAUGCUUCUUUCUGGAUGGACUGAUACAUCCGAGGCCUCAGGCCUAAUAGAUGUUGGCUGGACUUCAGUUUGGGUUCGAAUCUGCACAGAAUGGAUCACUGGUUUACUCUAUGUAUGGACCCUUCUUGCUCCAUUGUUUUUCCCCGACCGCGAGUUCUUUUAG
Messenger RNA from Dovyalis caffra, 1251 nucleotides. Lineage: Eukaryota; Viridiplantae; Streptophyta; Magnoliopsida; Malpighiales; Salicaceae. The record is from the annotation of a GenBank genome assembly.